Gavialis gangeticus (Gharial) is the source of this 1007-nucleotide messenger RNA. RefSeq names its product transmembrane protein 178B-like. The annotation marks the transcript as partial. Lineage: Eukaryota; Metazoa; Chordata; Crocodylia; Gavialidae. The transcript has 3 exons. Gene Ontology annotation, cellular component: membrane. The record is from RefSeq and is a predicted model, not a curated record.
UCAGGAGUUAUCCAGCGCUGCACAGCUGUCAAGUACCACUAUACCUCUUCUUCCCUGCCCCGCAACUUGCCCAUCAACAUCACCAACACCAUCCGGCAGGACGAAUGGCAUGCACUCCAUCUGCGGAGGAUGACAGCUGGUUUCAUUGGCAUGGCAGUCUCUAUCAUUCUGUUUGGAUGGAUCAUUGGUGUGCUAGGCUGCUGUAAACAGCACGAGCUCAUGCAGUAUGUGGCAGGGCUGCUCUUCCUCAUGGGAGGUACGUGCUGUAUCAUCUCACUCUGCACUUGCGUGGCUGGGAUCAAUUUUGAAUUGUCUCGCUAUCCUCGCUUUGUAUAUGGGCUGCCAGAGGACAUCAGCCAUGGCUAUGGCUGGUCCAUGUUCUGUGCCUGGGGUGGCCUAGGACUUACUCUCCUGGCUGGAUUCUUCUGCACAUUAGCUCCAUCACUCACGCCUUCUCAUGCAUCCGUACAGAAACCCAGACAGGAAAAUGGGGCUGUGUGACCACAGGAGAUGAGAAAAGAGACUCUCAGAAGCACAGCCUAGGCAAAGCUGAGGGUUAACACCAGUGUGGAGAUGGUGGUGGUGAAACAGCUCUGGAACAAAGGAAGCACAAAGCCUUGGCAUAAGCCUGCCUUGUGGUUCUACUACAGAACUUCUGUGUUGGACACUGGUGCUACAAAGAACCCAGGUUGUAAAUUCUUGUUGAAUUGCUCCUUGGUGUUGUAAGGGGAACAAUUUUGCUUUUAUACAUGAGGGAUUAAUCCCAAAGGUUUUCCAAGUCCUGUUUGCACCCCCUUUGUCCUGUUCGUGUUUAGUUGUAAGGGAUGUUGUCCCUUGGUGCAUUGCUCCAGGUCUGUGUAAUACUGACCAAAUCUGUGGACAGCUAGGACAAAAUAUGUGGCUGACCUGUCUGCAGCUAAACAUCCUUGACUCAGGUCUUCACUUCCCCAAGAAACUUUGCAGUCUAGGUAGAAUAAAUAAUCCAUCCUGCACUGAUUCAUCUACAG